Messenger RNA from Chironomus riparius, 396 nucleotides. The record is from the annotation of a GenBank genome assembly. NCBI's taxonomy places the organism in Eukaryota, Metazoa, Arthropoda, Insecta, Diptera, Chironomidae.
AUGUCAAUAAAACUACAAUUAACGAAUGAUCAAUUAAAUAGUGAGGAAGAAUUAAAAGUACAUUAUGUUCCUGCAGCAGUCAACAAUAAUGGAGUUAUAAAGAUUGAUGAAUAUUUCAAUAACUAUACAAUUGAAGAGAAUGGCGUGUCUAUAAAUGCACUUCGCAUUGAGAAUAAAGUACCGGAAAAUAUGCAAGGAUUGAUAUUCCGAGAAAAUGAAAAAUUGCAAAUUGAUGAUGCUGAAAGAUUAUUAAAAUUGAAUGGAAAGUUUGAAAAAUUUAUGUACUGGAAUUACGAUAAGAAUCCAUCAGAGAACGAUGCUUUUAGAAAAGCUUUUCAUUAUUUAAAACUCGCUGAAGAACUCCAUUCAGAAGUAAAAUCUCUAGACGAAACAUAA